AUGGCGUCCAGUUCAACCCCAGUGGAGAAUCUGCUGUCAUUGAAUCUCCUUGACGAUACGACAUACCAACCUGAGGCACCCGCGGGCUAUGAUUCUUCGUUCAAGUUAGCCUCACGCAAUGUCGAUAGUAGGACGACCGACUAUAAAGACAACGAGUACUGCGUCACUACGUUUCCACAGCCCGAUACGGAGGAGCUCCGGAAAGACGGUCAUGCAGAGGUUAUGUGCACUGGUUGGUUCAAGCGCAAAGUGAUGUCGACACCGGGCUUUCCAUCACCAAUGGUCCACCCGCCGAAGAUAACUUAUGAGAUACGCGAGAUGGAGGGUCGCGUCGGAUAUGGGAUGUUUGCCACAGAGGAUAUCGCGCCGGGAGACCUGGUCGUCGCUGAGCGGCCGCUGUUAGUGAAUGCAAUUUGGAGCCUAGGCAAUCCUCAAGCAAGGAUCAUAAGCAAAGAGCAACAGCUGAGAGGGAUGUAUGCGGACAUGGAGAAGAAUAUGGAACUGAUCUGUUCGCGUAUGUCGCCGGAAACUCUGGAGAAGUACAAGUCACUCCACAACAGUCAUAAAUCAGAGGGAUCUGGACCCCUUACGGGCAUCGGACGCACCAACGGGUUUGAUGUAGGCGUUGAAGAUCUUCAGGCGUCGAAGCUUGUUGGCCAGGGAAGGGCACGCUAUUCGGCCAUCGGUGCUAUAUCCUCAAGAAUCAACCACAGCUGCUCUCCCAAUGUUGUACACAGCUUCAACAUACCAUCUUUCGCUAUGGAGAUCCACGCUGUUCGACGUAUCGCAAAAGGGGAGGAGAUCACCGUGACCUAUGCCUUACUCAACGACAACGCGGCAGAUCGCCAAACCACGCUCAAUCCCUAUAAGUUCACUUGCGCCUGUCCGGCGUGCAAGGAUUCCAAAACGUCAGACCAGUUGCGCAAGACGGCAAUCAGCGGCCUCCUCCCCAAGUCGUCUCAGGGUGUUGAACGAGCGGAUGCCGCCUUGCGCGCGUUCGAGGCUACCGGUUUGCAGAGUCACCCACGAUACCACGAACUUCUGAUGCGCGUGGCAAAGAUUCAUCGCAAGAAGGGUAGCAAGGAGCGUGCGGACGAACUCGAGUCGCUGGCAGAGAGAGUGACAAGGGGUUCAAGGCGCAACCGUACCGGCGCGGGCACAUCGUCAGAGCCGACACCUCCCGCCGAAACACACGUUAUCACGUCUCCGGAGGACAUGAUCAAACUCAUGAACUCCGUCGUGGCGCGCGUUAACCCCGGCGACCGCGCACGCAUCAUGCAGGACCUCAUGCGGAGCUUUCAGUUGGGCAACCGUGACGAGGGGGCCAAUGCCAGUGGACAGUGA
Messenger RNA from Peniophora sp. CBMAI 1063, 1344 nucleotides. NCBI's taxonomy places the organism in Eukaryota, Fungi, Basidiomycota, Agaricomycetes, Russulales, Peniophoraceae. The record is from the annotation of a GenBank genome assembly.